This is a messenger RNA of Sesamum indicum (sesame), 2511 nucleotides long. RefSeq names its product dehydrodolichyl diphosphate synthase CPT3. Gene Ontology annotation, cellular component: endoplasmic reticulum. The record is from RefSeq and is a predicted model, not a curated record. Gene Ontology annotation, molecular function: ditrans,polycis-polyprenyl diphosphate synthase [(2E,6E)-farnesyl diphosphate specific] activity. NCBI's taxonomy places the organism in Eukaryota, Viridiplantae, Streptophyta, Magnoliopsida, Lamiales, Pedaliaceae. Gene Ontology annotation, biological process: polyprenol biosynthetic process.
UUUGAAAGAUUUUCGCAGACCCUCUUAAAAUCCUAGAACAAUCUCUAUCAAGUAAAACGUAGAUACACAAGUAUGCGCUUCCAGGGAAUCUACUUCUUUUCCUCGUCAGGAAUGUAGAAAAAUUACGGCAUACGUCGUUGACCCCCGCCGACGCGAAUCAGGAGCUACGCGAAAGCUAGUUCUUUUGGGAAUCCUCGUAAAGAUGCAGCUUUUAUGUAAUAAUGUGCGGGGCUGUUGUGCGUAUACUUGUACAGAUAUGAAUGUGGGUGUUUUUUAAAUGUAUGAUUAUAUCCGCUCUGUUCUAUUUAACUAAGUGAACUGAAUCCCUGUAGCGUUGGGGCAGCAGGUUAUUGAAAUCCCUCCUAGUUGUGUGAACUUUUAGUGUGAAAAUUCUUUUGAUUAGUUUGCCUGUAGUAAAGUAACAGAUUUCUUAGUUUUGGACCUUGGACUUUCCACUGGGUUUUUGUAAUUCAUUGCUAUUCUCAUUCUUUUGUUAAUUUUGAAGUAUCAAAGCUCCAGUCUCGAAGUGGUGAUGUGGGGGAAAGGAGAAGUUUUUUGUUCUUUUGUAUUGGUUUAAUUAGGCAUAAAAGUACUUUAUUUCAAUAGCUUAAAUGUAUAUAUAUAUAUACGAAUAUUGCCUAUAAUGACAACGAAAAUAACUAUAUAGAUGUUUAUAUUAGUUGCCUCUUGGAUUGUUAAUUGUUUUUUCUCACAGAUAGGUUAGAUUUCAAUGUUCUGUUGUGGUUAGGUUAGAGGUUGGAUUUUUGGCUUUGAUAGAGUCAUUAAUAGCACAGGUAGUUAGGUAAGAGAUUAUUGUGUUGGUAAAGUUUUUUACUUUGCUUCUCUAGCAUUUAAAUUCAACUAGCUGAUCCAAAUCCUAGGCCCUUCUGUAAGGCAGACUCUCCAGUUGUUCUGUUUAAUUAUUUGAAGCACCGGUGAUGUAAAGUCAUGCUUCAUUGCCUCCUUUGAUUAUUUCCUACGCUAACCGAUGUGGAAGGCAUAAGUUGUAAAUAUUUCCAUUAAGAAGUCUGAGUUUCCAAUAUAUGUUAACAAUUUUCUUUCAAGAAGCCAAGAUAGAGGAUCAUGGUUUUCCGUAUGGUUUUGGUUGCUAUCCUGUGAUCUUGGAAGUAAUAAUGAUGCUCUGAAGAGGAUCGCAAAUCAGUUAAUUUGCCUUCAGCAUUCUAGCACUUGUAUUUCAAGUGUUUAUGGAGAAACAGAGCAGUAAUCGAGCAACUCAGUUAAUUGAAGGUUUGGGCAGCUCUCUUCGCAGAUGCAUAUGUUCGGUUCUUUCAGUUGGUCCUGUUCCAAAACAUAUUGCAUUUAUCAUGGAUGGAAAUAGAAGAUAUGCUAAGAAGCAAAAUUUAGAAGCAGGAGCUGGCCAUAGGUUUGGAUUUCUAGCUCUGAUGAAUAUUUUAAAAUACUGUUACGAGUUGGGUGUGAAGUACGUUACCAUUUAUGCUUUUAGCAUUGACAAUUUUAAACGACGACCAGAAGAAGUUCAAUCCACUAUGCAGUUGAUACAGGAAAAAAUUGAAGGGUUAAUUGAGAAAGAGAGUAUAAUCAACCGUUACGGAGUGAGAGUACACUUCUGUGGAAACCUUAAACUUCUGAGUGAACCCGUGAAGUUGGCGGCUGAAAAAGCUAUGAAUGCCACUGCAUGUAAUUCAAAGGCUGUGCUUUCGAUAUGUAUUGCCUACACCUCGACUGAUGAGAUUGUGCAUGCUGUUGAAGAAGCGUGCAAAGAAAAACGGGAUGAAUUUAGAGCUCUUGACAAAAGUGGAGCCGGAUAUGGUUUGAGUGGGCUAGGAGAGAAUGCAACAGAUAGAAACAGCCCUCUUAUUGAUACAGCAGAUGUUGAGAAACAUAUGUAUAUGGCGGUUGCACCCGAUCCUGAUAUUAUAAUCCGCACUUCUGGUGAGACCCGCUUAAGCAAUUUCCUUUUGUGGCAAAGUUCAUCUUCCCUUCUGUACUCCCCCAGGGUUCUUUGGCCGGACAUUGGCUUUUGGCAUUUGGUCCGAGCAGUUUUGGACUUCCAACGGAAUUUUGCUUAUAUGGAAAAGAAAAGGAAAGAAAGUUAGAUUCAUUCACAGAUGAGACCUUUGUAUCUCAACUUGCUCAUGUCAGGGAUUCUCUUUGGUCUUUCGAUUGGGAUGGUGAUCUUAAUGGAUUUCCCUUUACAACAGAUGCAUAUAUGGGUCGGGACUUCUUUUUCCAGUGUCCUUACCCUUGGCAUGGUGGUCAUUCAUUCUUCUGAUGGAAAGGAAAUAUACAUUAAACGUCACAGAAAUGGAGUGUAUCUUGUAACUUAGGAAAUUGAUGUGGCUUGAUCUUUUUUGAUCGAAUCAGGAGUAUUGUUGUGUCAUUAUGCCACUGUUAUCAACUCCGAAAAUCUGUAAUCUCUCUUUCUCUCAUAUGCAACCAAUGUAACUUUUCAGUGGUUGAUUCUGUGUUGUGAGUGUUGGUGGUUCACUCUAUAUUAUGGAUGUCCCUGCAGAUUAUUUUCCCUUGUUA